Molecule: messenger RNA, 1130 nt
Organism: Tuber aestivum (summer truffle)
Lineage: Eukaryota; Fungi; Ascomycota; Pezizomycetes; Pezizales; Tuberaceae
Source: the annotation of a GenBank genome assembly
UGGGAAUCGUGGAUGGGACAGGAUGCAUGAAGCAAGCAGGCAACUUUCAACCCCUCGAUAAACUCUCCCCCAUCACGGCCGAAUGAAGCAAGACAUGCCUAGGUCGGCAUGAUAGGUAUCAUACAGCAUGAUAUUAUGCACCCCGGUCAGCAGGAAACAAAGCACAGUACCGCAAUUCCAAAGAGAGUCCAACCCUCCUCCUUCUCUCCUUCUCUCUCUCUCUUCUUUUUUUUUAAAGCCCCCUUCGGCCGCUCACGCCAGUGGGUUCCCCCGGGAAAUCUGGAGGAGGAAGGAAAGGAUUAGAGGUUCCCAGAUCGCUAGGCAGGACCCAAUAAACAAGGCAGCGGUCAAGCGCGGACCAAACGCAGGAGCGGGCCGUACCGGUACUCGUACUGGUACGUCGCGGCGCCGUACUGUGCUACACUCUACGAUAUUGUACGAGUAGUGUACAGUGCUGUAGUUCUAUAUACACCCCCCCCCCCCACCCUUCUCCCCACAGAUUAUGAUGGUAAAGUGCUAUGAUACUUAUCCGAUACACCUAGUCUACGGCACUGCUACAGUGCACAGUGCAGUGUUCGCACUGUACUCGUACGAGUACGGUACGUGCCGAGUCAUAUCAGGGUCCUCCGAUGGGUCCCGACUGGCCUCCUUCCUCCUUCCUCCUUCCUCCUUCCUCUGUCUUUUGUCUUCUCACCUGCCUGGCUGGCUGCCUGACUGCCUGACUGCCUGCCUUAGACUAACCCCCCACCACCCCUCCACACCUAUCCUCCAUCUAUCUAUUUUUCUUAAAACAAACAUGGUCACGCUGUUACGCACCCGACUUACAGCCCCUCUUUUCUUUCCUUUUUUCCCUCUUCCUUACAAUCCUUUUUUUAUAUUAAAAAAAUAAUAAUAAAAGACUAACUUGUCAUUUUUCUUUUUUUUUCCGAUUGCGCGGCCUUGGUUUUAAUGUGAAGGAGCCGGCAGCUGGGCAAUUGGCUGUCGAGUGAAUGGAAUUGGAUUCGUGUGGCAUGAUCGCUGUUCUGUGCUACGCUGGCGAGAGGAAAGUGUACCGUGUGGGAGUAGACUAAACUUCAGACGAACAGGCGAACAAACGAACAGACGGAGGAAGGAAGGAAGGAGCAAAGGAU